Molecule: messenger RNA, 2667 nt
Organism: Pseudozyma hubeiensis SY62
Lineage: Eukaryota; Fungi; Basidiomycota; Ustilaginomycetes; Ustilaginales; Ustilaginaceae
Product: heparinase II/III
Exons: 1
Coding region: 1-2667 (888 amino acids)
Molecular function (GO): lyase activity
Source: RefSeq, a predicted model, not a curated record
AUGUCGUACCAACGCCCCCAGGAUCCCUAUAUUCACUCCAACGCCUCUCAAUACGAUGAGCGUUACAUGCAGCAGGGCUACCAGCAGCAGCAGGGCUACGGCGGUCAGCAGGCCGUCGGAUACCGCGAUUACCCUGACCACGCCUCUGGCUACCAGGGCUCCUACAAGGAGUCCUCCGAGGGUCUCUACAACAGCCAAGCCGCUGGCGGCUACGGUGCAGGCGCAGGCGCAGGCGCCGGUUACGGCCAGCAGCGCAACGCUGCCACCAACGCUGCCGCCACCUACUCGUACGCCAAGCCUAAGCGCGGUGUGUCCAAGUGGAUUAAGAUCGGUGUUCCCCUUCUCAUCCUCAUCAUCGCUGGUGCCGUUGUAGGAGGCAUCUUCGGUGCACGCGCCGCAAGGGACAACAAGAAUAACUCGAGCGGUGGCAGCAGUGGCGGAAGCGGAGGUACCGGAAGCGGCUCGACGCCCAACGUUCAAGGCGCCGCCCUUACCGCUGCUCAGCAGGCUGCCAAGAACGGUGGCAACAACAUGCUCUUCUACCAGGGCACCGACCCUUACGGAAACCCCUCUUUCGUCUCGAACAAUGUCGACACCUCGGCCCCCGCUUACAGCGGAACUGCUCACAACCAGUCUUGCUCCGACUCUUGGACACCCACCAACAGCCUCACCAACCUGCGUCCCCACCCCCGUAUCAUGACCACCCAGGCCGAGUGGGACUGCUUGCCCAACAAGAUCGCCAACGAUGCCUACCUCACCGUUUGGAACUCCACCAUCUUCAAUAACGCCACCAACUGGGCUGGUCAGCCCACCGUCGCCUACAUCGCUGACGGCGGCUUCACCGGUUCAGGUAUCCUCGAUGUCAGCCGAAACAUCCAGCAGCGUGUCAAGGCAUGGGCUUAUGCUUACAAGCUCUCCAACAACACCAUGUACAAGGACCGCCUCUACCUCGAGCUCAACACCGCCGCCGGCAACACGGCCACUCCGUUCGGCCAGAACGGCACUCGCUGGAACGCCGCCCACUUCCUCGACGUCGCCGAGAUGACCGCCGCUUUCGCCAUGGCCUACGACUGGCUUUACAACGACUGGAACUCCACCGAACAGACCAUGAUCCGCAACGCCAUCCUCCAAUACGGUCUCUACCCCGGUCUCAACCAGUACGCUACCGCCGAUGGCUGGUGGAAGUUGCCCGCCAACGGUGACGGCAACUGGAAUUGCGUCUGCAACGGUGGCCUGCUCACCGGCGCCCUUGCCAUCCGCGGCGACGGCGAUGCCAACGCCACUGCCACCGCCGACAGCAUCAUCAACUCGGCGCUCACCAACAUGAAGGCCAACUGCAUGCGCGGCGCCUACGACGACGGCACCUGGACCGAGACGGCCAACUAUUGGUACUUUGGCACCAACGCACAGGGUCGUGCCCUUUCGGCGCUCAUCUCGGCCACCGGCACUGACCAAGAUCUCAUGGCUCAGAAUCCCAACUGGUACAAGACCUCAGCCUUCCACAUGUACGUCUCCGGUCCCGGCGGUCUCUUCGCCUACGGUGACAAUGGCCCCAACAAGUUCGCCACCACCGCCAACCAGCUCAUGCUCUACUCGAAGCUCUCUGGCGAUGCCGUACCCGCCCUGUAUCAGCGUGACCGUGCCGACGCCUCUUUCGACCCCCUCAGCAUGUUCUGGUACGAGCCUACCGCCAAGGGUGCCUACUGGAACGGUCUUCCGCUCGACCGCUUCUUUGACGACACGCGCGGCUCGUGGGCCAGUAUGCGCAGCUCGUGGACCGAUCCGAGCGCCGUCUACGUCGGCAUCAAGUCAUCCAACCUUACUGGACACCAGACGCACGGCGACCUGGACGCCGGUGACUUUGUCAUCGAUGCGCUAGGAACCCGAUGGGCUGGCGAGUACGGCAGUGGAAACUAUCUCUCCACCGACUACUUCUCCAACGAGACACAGGGCUCGGCUCGAUGGACGUACUACCGCAAGGCCACCGACGGUCAGAACACGCUUACCAUCAACAUGCAGAAUCAGGAUGUCAACUGCCAACCCACCAACACGUUUGCUUCGACGGGCGUUUCGCAGAGCGGCGACCUCAGCUUCAAGCCUGCCACCACGGAUGCCGCACAGUUCAUCACCGACAUGAGCAGCUGCUACAGCCAGCCCUCGGGUACCGUGCGCCGAGGUAUCCGCAUGCUCAACGGUCGUCGUCAGGUGCUCGUCCAGGACGAGAUUGGCCAGUCGAGCCAGAUCACCGACGUCCAGUGGCGUGUUCAGACCAACGGCACGAUUUCUCUCUCGUCGGACGGCAAGACCGCCACGUUGACCCAGAGCUCGCUCACCGACCCCAACGCCGCCACCGGCCUCAAAGCUAGCCUUGGCGGCACCAAGACCAUGAAGGUGCAAAUCUUGAGCCCAUCCAACGCCGUGUUCACUGUCGACGGCCCGCCCGCUGAGCGUAUCUACGGCGUUGCCGUUGCCAGUGGACCCGGCGAGGACUCGGACAUUCCCAACACUGGCAUGAGCGCGCUGCAGAUCAGGCUCGGCGGCACUCAGUCCGGCGCCCAGACGGUGCAGGUGGUAUGGCAGCCCCAGUGGGACUCGCUCUCGGCCGCCGACCAGGCUACUCCUAAAUCGGUGCCCCUGAGCCAAUGGAACCUCACCUCGCACAACUAA